This is a messenger RNA of Nannospalax galili (Upper Galilee mountains blind mole rat), 3168 nucleotides long. RefSeq names its product T cell activation RhoGTPase activating protein (gene Tagap). The transcript is spliced from 10 exons. The coding region runs from base 246 to 2384 and encodes 712 amino acids. Lineage: Eukaryota; Metazoa; Chordata; Mammalia; Rodentia; Spalacidae. Gene Ontology annotation, biological process: signal transduction; regulation of Rho protein signal transduction. The record is from RefSeq and is a predicted model, not a curated record. Gene Ontology annotation, molecular function: GTPase activator activity.
CCGGCCCCAGUAAUAUUCUGAAUUUCCACCUGCCCGCCCCUGCCACUUAUAACAACAGCACGUGAAGCCCGGGGCUUCAGUUUCCUUGACUCUGUGGGUGGAUUUGUAGGGGCAGAGUGUCAUGCUGAGUCUCCGGUUUUCCUCAGUUCACUGGUGGUAAAAGAACUCUGGCUGGAGACCCUCGCAGGACAGAAUCAAAGCCCCCACAAUAGUGAAAUCCUCCUGGACUGUCAGGCCAAACUCCAAUGAAGUUGAUAAGCAGCUUUGAUGCUUCAAAAACACUUGAUGCCAAUAAUAUGGAGACAUUAAUUGAAUGUCAGUCAGAGGGUGACAUCAAGGAGCUUCCGAUGUUGACAUCAUGUCAGAGUGAAGACAGUAUUUGCCAGCUAAUUGAAGUUAAAAAGAGAAAGAAAGUACUGUCCUGGCCCUCUCUCAUGAGAAGACUCUCGCCUUCAUCUGAUUUCUCUGGGUCUUUGGAACCAGAGCUGAAAGUGUCACUAUUUGAUCAGUCCUUGUCAAUCAUCUGUGGGGAGAAUGACACACUCCCCAGACCCAUCCAGGACAUUCUGACCAUCCUUUGCCUUAAAGGCCCUUCAACUGAAGGAAUAUUCAGGAAAGCUGCCAGUGAGAAAGCCCGCAAGGAGUUGAAGGAGGAGCUCAACUGUGGGGGCUCUGUGGACCUGAACCAGCUGCCUGUGCACCUCCUGGCUGUGGUCUUCAAGGACUUCCUCCGGGGAAUCCCCCUGAAGCUACUCUCCUGUGACCUCUUCGAGGAGUGGAUGGGUGCCCUGGAGAAGCCAAGUGAGGAGGACAGAAUCGAGGCCCUAAAGCAGGUUGCAGAUCGCCUUCCCCGGCCCAACCUUCUGCUGCUCAGGCACUUGGUCUAUGUGCUGCAUCUCAUCAGCAAGAAUGCUGAGGUCAACAAGAUGGACUCCAGCAACCUGGCCAUCUGCAUCGGACCCAACAUGCUCACUCUGAAGAAUGACCAAAGCUUGUCCUUCCAAGCCCAGAAAGACUUGAACAAUAAGGUUAAGACACUGGUGGAAUUCCUCAUUGACAACUGUUUUGAAAUAUUUGGAGAGAACAUUCCAACACAUUCCCGUAUCACUUCUGAUGACUCCCUGGAACACACUGACAGUUCAGAUGUGUCAACUCUGCAGAAUGACUCAGCUUAUGACAGCAAUGAUCCAGAUGUGGAACCCACCAGUGUUGUCACCUCUCCCAGCAGGCAGCUGGAAGGGCCCACUGCCAUGGUGGAUGGCCUGGAUGACAGGCACCCAGAGGACACCUGUGGGUUAAGCUCAGUGCCCACUGUCAGCAUGGUUGCUAGGCUGAGAGGCUCCAUCAACCAGCAGGACAGGAGAUUCUCUGAACCCAACAUGUCACCCUCACAAGAGUGCUCUAUGACAAAGCAAAAGCUAACAAAAAGUGCGGACGACUUUACGGUGCCCCGGGCGAGCUCUCGUCUUGGAAGUGAUAAAGCUGAAGAUCCGUUUACAGAGGAAGUCUUCCCGGUAGUAGAAGGCAAGCCCAAGAGACCAGUGGAUUUGAAGAUCAAGAACUUGACCCAAGGUUUAGCAUCACCACCAGGACUGAUUCCCAAAGCCUUCUCCAGCGUCUCCCUGGAUGAAUCUUUGGACAGCUCACCAGUGCCUUCUCCUUCCUGUCCCAAAAGAAAUUUCUUCAUAAGACAUCAGAGUUUCACAACAAAGACAGACAAAAGCAAGUCCCACAGAGAAAUCAGAAAGCACUCCAUGUCAUUUUCCUUUGCCUCUCACAAAAAAGUGCCUCCCCAGACCCCCAGCUCUGGGUCUGGAAAAUCCAAAGACUUUCCCAGAGACCAAAUAAGGAAGGGUUUGAGGAGAGAAAGUCAGCUUGCUGGCAGAAUCGUCCAAGAAAAUGGGUCAGACAUCCAAGGCCAAACAGCUCUGGGCUGCAGCUUGUCUAGAACCUGGACCCUCUCUGUUGACAAUGUAUUCCAGCUAGUUGAUGUCAGGAAGCCAGGAAGCCCCCCGUCUUACAAAGAGGCCAUUCAGAGCCAAGCAUCUGGACUCACAGACUACAGUGGCCAGACUGUUGCAAGUAUGAGAGCAAGAAUGCUCAACCAGGACACCACCCUGUCCCCUCUGCUGCCUUCGCAACACAGGGGUGACCACAGUGAAGCGAUGCCUAGAGGACACAGACUGUCUCCCAUGAUUGAGCACUGGAAACAGAAUCAGACUGUCAGUGUUUCUGUGGAAACUCAAGGGAGAUCUGAGCCUCACAGGUUGAGAACCACAUCUGAGUCUGUACAGAAAGAUAAGUGGGAUUAUCUCAGGCAACGAUGUAGCCAGACAGUCUUUGAGGUCGACCAACUCCAAUGUGCUAAAGAAUCCUACAUUUAGGAAAGGAGGCCUUGUGCCACAGCUAACUUGUGGUAUUUGUAGAUACAUGUACAGAGAACUGCCUGCAGAUUCUGUUUUCCAAAAAGUCAUAAAUAAGCUCAUUUAGAAGGUGUGGUGAGCCCUUCUCUUCAAGAAUGGCUUACACAAUGCACAUCAUUUGUCUGUUGUGUACUCGGAUUUGUGCAAUAUCUAGUAAAUGUAUAAAAUGUAUUAUAAACCAGGUAUUAGAUGAAAGGGUAUCUACGUACAUCCCCUACAUGUAUGUGUUUGUAUGCUUUCUGUGUGUUGCUACUUUGCCCUCAGGGGUGCAUUUCUAUGGGAUGGUAAAAAUCAUCUUUGCUUUUUUACUGUUACCUCAGAUGUCAUGUCAUUUUCAUAUUUUCCGUGAGCUCUAUUUAGGGAAAAUGCCUGCAUUGUUGAAACCAAGGUUACUUUACUCUACAGGUUUACAAUAACUGAUCAGCACAGUAGGAGAAAAUAUGCUGAAAAGACACAAAGUUCAGUGUUUGGAGCUGUCAACAGCAUUAGGAAAAGACCACAAUGAAAAUUAUGAAAAAUAUUUGUGUCUUUUCAAUCCUCUAAUUAGAUUUGGGUAUAUUUGGGUAGACUAGUGGAUGUGCAUUAUGUCAAUAUUAACUCAUGUAGAGCACUUUGAGUUUCUUCACAGUUCAGUGGUGUUUUAUGCAAUAGUGUGGAGGUAAAUGAUUUUGUACGCAUUGGGGCCCAGUGUAAAGCUUCAAUGUCAUUUCACUACAAUAAACUGUCUUCCUCCUUUGAAAGCAAA